This is a messenger RNA of Ictidomys tridecemlineatus (thirteen-lined ground squirrel), 2850 nucleotides long. The record is from RefSeq and is a predicted model, not a curated record. NCBI's taxonomy places the organism in Eukaryota, Metazoa, Chordata, Mammalia, Rodentia, Sciuridae.
UGGCCCCGCCUCGCUUCCCCCUCGCUGUCUCCCUCGGCCUGCGCCGCCGCCGACGCCACUCGUGGGCCCGGCUCCGCUUCGUUCGCUUCGCCGCCUGCCUCCCCGAGUGCUGCCCGUAGGCCGCCAUGGCUAACGUGGCCGACACGAAACUGUACGACAUCCUGGGCGUUCCGCCCGGCGCCAGUGAGAACGAGCUUAAGAAGGCAUACAGAAAGUUAGCCAAGGAGUACCAUCCAGAUAAGAAUCCAAAUGCUGGAGACAAAUUUAAAGAAAUCAGUUUUGCCUAUGAAGUAUUAUCAAAUCCAGAGAAGCGUGAGCUAUAUGACAGAUAUGGAGAACAAGGUCUUCGGGAAGGUAGCGGUGGAGGUGGUGGCAUGGAUGAUAUUUUCUCUCACAUUUUUGGUGGAGGAUUGUUCGGCUUCAUGGGCAAUCAGAGUAGAAGUCGAAAUGGCAGAAGAAGAGGAGAGGACAUGAUGCAUCCGCUAAAAGUAUCUUUAGAAGAUCUCUAUAAUGGCAAGACAACCAAACUACAACUUAGCAAGAAUGUACUCUGUAGUGCAUGCAGUGGCUGUGUCUUUCAGACGAUUGCAUUUGAAUGUCCUCUCUUUUCAGGAGAGGUAAUUAAUGAAAAGGACCGCUGUAAAAAAUGUGAAGGAAAGAAGGUGAUUAAAGAAGUCAAGAUUCUUGAAGUUCAUGUAGACAAAGGCAUGAAACAUGGACAGAGAAUUACAUUCACUGGGGAAGCAGACCAGGCCCCAGGAGUGGAACCAGGAGACAUUGUUCUUUUGCUACAGGAGAAAGAACAUGAGGUGUUCCAGAGAGAUGGCAAUGAUUUGCACAUGACAUAUAAGAUAGGACUUGUUGAAGCUCUAUGUGGGUUUCAGUUCACAUUUAAGCACCUUGAUGGACGUCAAAUUGUGGUGAAAUACCCUCCUGGCAAAGUAAUUGAACCAGGAUGUGUUCGUGUAGUUCGAGGUGAAGGAAUGCCACAGUAUCGUAAUCCCUUUGAAAAAGGUGAUCUUUAUAUAAAGUUUGAUGUGCAGUUUCCUGAAAACAACUGGAUCAACCCAGAUAAGCUUUCUGAACUAGAAGAUCUUCUGCCAUCUAGACCAGAAGUACCUAAUGUAAUUGGAGAAACAGAGGAGGUAGAGCUUCAGGAAUUUGAUAGCACUCGAGGCUCAGGAGGUGGUCAGAGGCGUGAAGCAUAUAAUGAUAGCUCUGAUGAAGAAAGCAGCAGCCAUCAUGGACCUGGAGUACAGUGUGCCCAUCAGUAACUCUGCAAACAAAUUGCACAGGUGGAUUUUCUUUCCACAUUUGCCUGAUUUGUUCUCAGCGAGCCAGCUGGAGUGUCUGAUCAAUCCAGAUGAACUGAUGGACAUCUGUUGGUCUAUGUGUAACUUUUAAAAUUGGUAUAGUAUCUACAGAGUGUAUAAUUUAAACUAACCACAAAGCUUUACAUCUUCAUUUCGACUGUUCUGUAGCAGUUAAAGCACUUGAAAGGAAACAAGACUCCCUUUCACACAUCGGUUAUGAGUUUCAGUCUUUAUCUGUGCUUGAUUUUUAUCAGUUUUGUGUAGAUUUUAUGUUUCAUAUUUUAAAUUCAAAUCCCACAUUGUAAAGUUUGUACAAUUUGUCCUGAAGCUUUGUGUUUGGCUGCACCUGCAUAAGCUGCUACAAAUAGAAUAAAGAAUUUCAUAGCCUGUAUCUAUCAUUUAGAUGCAUGGAAAAUGGGCUUUGCACAAAAUGGGUUUGGAGCUGACUGGGAACAAUGGAAAAAAUUACAUUAGCAGUGGUUGUAUAAGUUUUUUUGGGUCCCCCCCUUUCUUAUCCCCCCUUUUUUUUUAACCAUCUUAUGGAAGGUUUCUGAAACUUGAUAAUAAAAAGCAGUUGGUGUAAAUUAUUCUUUGUGUCACAUUUUUAGAAGGAAGAACACAUUUUGAACUGCAAAAUGCAUCUUUAAACUGAAGAAUGUAUCCUUAGUUCUGGUUUUUAAACAGCCCUUAAAAACCCAUUGGCUUGAAGCUUAGGCCUCAGGCACCUGCCCAUUUUACAGUUGAGACAAAGGUUGGUAGAAACAGGCUUUAUUGACUUCCAACUGAUGCUUUGUAGAGUCAAGGACUUCUAAGUUAUGUAAUUCCUAAGUUAUGAUCCUGAACAUUGGGGCUAGCCCAGGCCUCUGUAUCUCCCUACCACCACCCUCUUUUAAAAAUAAGGUAACGGCAAAUCAAUAAUAGAACCAUGUUUGCAUAGAACCUGUUAAAAUGCUCUGUUUUCAUUAAAUGUUAAGUUAAAAAUAUGCUCUGUCUCCAUUAAGUUGAAUAUUUGAAAUUGGGGGAAGCAUUGACUAUUUGAUUUUCUAUAAUGUUUUAUAGAAAAGAAAGACAUAGGCUGAUAAGAGAAAAAUCAGGUAAAACAACUUUAAAAAGGAUGUUGUAUUCCUCUUCUUUCCAUCUUUUCUAUUCACUCCUAGAGUUGAUAGAGAACAUGCUUGAGGGAAAAGAAACAUUUACAUUUGUAAAGAAACAAGUGGGGAAACUGAAACUAAAAUUUUAAAAUGUAUUUUGCCAUCCCUGAGCCUAAAUAUAGCACUUGUAGUGUAUUUCUAGAUCUGUUAGAACCUGAGUGAAAAAGAAAAAGUGUCCUGACACUAAUCAAGGCCUGUGAGGUUUAAAUUAUUGCCCUAUCCACUCUACCUCCAUUGUACAAAAAAAUAUUUUACAAGAAGCCUGGGCAAGAUUCAACAGCAUAGUAGUUUUGUAUUCAGGGUUGCUUCCCCACAACACUAAACAUAAGAAAUGCAGUGGCAAUAUAAAGUUUGUAGCCUUUCCAAUAAAGGUUUAUAAAACAGUU